This is a messenger RNA of Aureobasidium vineae, 210 nucleotides long. Lineage: Eukaryota; Fungi; Ascomycota; Dothideomycetes; Dothideales; Saccotheciaceae. The record is from the annotation of a GenBank genome assembly.
AUGUUUUUCUUUGGUCUUGGAGGCCUGUUCUAUGCCAUCCUCUCCGAGGACCGCUUCCUCGCCAGAAAGCCCGCAUUCGGUGGCCCGGCAGACAACACCAGCGUCAAGUCAAAAGUCAUCAACCUGAUUGCAUCUGUCCGCACCCUGAUGAGGAUACCGCUAAUCGUCAUCAACACUCUAAUCAUCGUCUACGAACUUAUACUGGGAUGA